GGGAUCCACGAUGAGCUGCAGUCGCUCCUGUAUCUGUGGCCAUAACACCAACGUGGAGGAAAGUACGUGGUAUGGGGUCGAUCCCUACCCUAACCUCUUCUACAGUGAGUGUGUGGGUAGCAAUCUCAGCGACAACCCAGAAGGACCCCUAGUCCAAUAUACCUACCAACCGUGGCCCUCCCUGUGUUGGAAGGUCACCGUGUCCGUGGCAUCCCUGCUUCUCCUGCUGGGCGUGGCAGCCCUGACCACUGGCUACGCAGUACCCCCCAAGCUCGAGCUUGUCAACGACAGUAAGUUCUCAUCGAUGGAUGAUCCAGUAGCCGACUAUAACCAAGCCCUGAUCACCUGCCGUGUGGCGGGAGCGACGCUGUGUGCGGUAGCGGGGGUCUUGCUGGCCGUCUGUCUCUUCCUGGCCACCUCUGGCUGGCUGACCCAGGACAUCAAGGCGGAGCCCUUGGUCACCGAAGCUGACAGCCCUGUGGAGGUCUUCAGGGAUGAGCCCGAGCACCUGUCUCCUGGCUUCCAUGAUGCCAGCAGCCAGUCCUGGUUCUUGACUCCCACGGGUCCCUUUGGGCAGCACUCUGUGCAGACCGGCCAGCCCCAACGGGAAUCCUAGGUCUGUAGGCUAGAGAAGUUCCCUCCUGGGACUCCUCGCUCUCAUCACGCUUCUUCCUCUCUGUAGUGCCAAUUUCUCCAGAGCCCUCCUAGCUCCCUAAAGGCCCCCCAGUAAGCCUCAUGCUCCAAUCUCACUCCUGCUCAGUACAGCGGCAAACUCAAUCAAGAACUGCCCUUCCAGGCUGGUGAAAUGGCCAAGUGAGUGAAGGGCCUUCCUGGCCAGACUGACAACCUGAGUUCCAUCCCUGGGACCUAGAAGGUUUUGGAAGAGACCCAGCUCCCUCCAGUUGUCCUCUGACUCGCCCCCCCCCCCCAACACCACCACACACAACACUCACACGCACAAAGAAAGGUAAUGAAAAAUAAAAAGUUUAGGGAUUAGGAAAAGUGGGAUGUCUUUGCCCCUCAAAGUCCACCUCCUAGACAGCAAUGCCCACUGGGCCUGAUUCUGACCUUCUAGAGGCCCCAGCCCCUUCUUCCUAUGGACUGUCCGGCCAGAAG
Peromyscus eremicus (cactus mouse) is the source of this 1116-nucleotide messenger RNA. It is a transcript of the gene Nrsn2, whose product is annotated as neurensin 2. Gene Ontology annotation, cellular component: transport vesicle; neuronal cell body; neuron projection. Gene Ontology annotation, biological process: nervous system development. The coding region runs from base 11 to 616 and encodes 201 amino acids. NCBI's taxonomy places the organism in Eukaryota, Metazoa, Chordata, Mammalia, Rodentia, Cricetidae. The transcript is spliced from 2 exons. The record is from RefSeq and is a predicted model, not a curated record.